AAGCUCUCGUCCAAUACAAUACUGAAACUGAAUAUUGGUGGAACAUCGUACCGCAUUCGCCAGUCUACACUUCUUUCACGUGGUAACUCAAGUCGUUUAGCGCAUUUUGCUCAGUCUGAUGCUGACACAAGAUUGAGCUAUUGUGAUGCGUAUCUUGCGGCUACCGACGAGUAUUAUUUUGAGCGUUCACCGAGACUCUUCGAAGCGAUCUUCAAAUAUUAUAUUAGUGGUCAACUGCAUCGACCGUUGGAUGUGUGUGCGACUGAAUUCAGCGCUGAGCUCAACUACUGGACAGUAGCCGAUGAUCAGUUGUCGCCAUGCUGUUGGCCUGCAUAUCAAAUGGUGCUUGAUUCGGUGGAAUUCGGUGAUAAUCAGAAGUCGAGUGAGGCAUUCGACGGUAAUCGAAGUAUUCGUAUGAAAAUUCAUAGGUUUUGUGAGGGUGACGGUACGACCGCAUCCACUCUCUUCUCGUUCGCGAGCAUUUCGUUUGUGCUGAUCUCUGUACUAGGACUAGUCUUCGGAUCUAUACACGAAUUUCAACAGCCAAUUGUGAAAAUUGGAUUGAAAACGCGACCUGCGAAUCUAUCGGAACUCGAUGAUGGGAAAACGCAAGUGAUUUGGGAGCCAUUGCCCAUAUUUGGUCAUGUUGAAACAGUUUGUAUAAUCUGGUUUACGUUCGAAUAUCUUUUACGGAUAUCGGUCGCACCGAAUCGUUUACAGUUUGUUUGCGGUAUCAUGAAUAUCGUCGAUUUAAUGGCUAUCGUACCGUUCUACUUAGAAAUUUCAUUGGCAAUCUGUGGUAUUGAUUUCGCGAGUUUGAGUGAUAUCAAAGGUGCGUUACUCGUCAUUCGAGUGUUACGAGUGCUUCGAGUGGUACGCAUCCUGAAGUUGGGGCGAUACAGCUCUGGAAUGCGGACAUUCGCUUUAACGCUGAAGAGCAGUGCUCGUCAGUUGGGCAUGAUGGGUAUGGUUCUAUCAACUGGAGUCGUCUUCUUCUCCACACUGCUUUACUUUGUCGAAAAAGACGAAGAGGCCACACCUUUCACCUCCAUACCAGCUGCUUUUUGGUGGGCAAUUGUGACGAUGACAACAGUCGGAUAUGGUGAUUAUGUGCCAGUUACUGUUCCUGGAAAAUUAAUAGCGAGUGGUGCAAUAAUAUCGGGUGUUUUGGUGCUUGCUUUACCGAUCACAAUUAUUGUCGAUAACUUCAUGAAGGUUUCCGGGAAUGCAAAUCCGAAUCAAGUGUUCGGUGCAAAUUCGAAUGAAAUGUUCGCCGCAGCACCUCAACAAGAGGUCAACACGUGA
Molecule: messenger RNA, 1305 nt
Organism: Anisakis simplex (herring worm)
Lineage: Eukaryota; Metazoa; Nematoda; Chromadorea; Rhabditida; Anisakidae
Source: the annotation of a GenBank genome assembly